GUGACAACAGUGACAACCGUGGCAGCAGUGACAACAGCGACUACAGUGACAACGGUUUCAACAGUGACAACAGUGACAACUGCAACAACAGUGUCAAAAGUGACAACAACGACAACUGUGACAACAGCGACAACGGCGACAACAGUGACAACAACGACAACUGUGACAACAGCAACAACUGUGACAACUGUGACGGCUGCGACAACAGUGACAAUGGCAACAACUAUGACAACAGUGACAACGAUGACAACAGCAAAAAAAGUGUUACUAACGACAACAGUUACAACAAUAACAAUAGUGACAACAGUGACAACCGUGACAGCAGGUAGAACAGUGAAAAAAGCGACAAUGGUGACAACCGUGAGAACAGAGACAACAGUUAGAAAAGCAACAAUAGUGACAACAGUGACAAUAGCGACAACGUUGACAACAGUGACAACAUUGACAACAGUGACAAAGGUGAGAACGGUGACAACAGUGACAACGGUGACAGCAGUGACAACAGUGACAACUGUGACAAGAGCGACAACAUUGACAACAGUGACAACGGCAAGAACUGUGACAACAAUGACCACCGUGACAACAGCCACAACAGUGAAAACGUCGACAACGGUGUCAACAGUGACCACAGUGACAACUGCGACAACAGUGUCAACAGUGUCAACAGCGACUUCGGUUACAACAGCAACAAUAGUGACAACAGUGAAAACCGAGACAACGGUGACAACAGCAACAACUGUGACAACUGUUACAAGAGCGACAACAAGGACAACACCAGCAACGGCGACAACAGUAACAAUCGGUUCAAGGCGACAACAGUGACAAUCGUGACAACAUUGACAACAGUGAUAACAGCGAAAACAAUGACAACGGUAACAAUGACAACGGUGACAGCAGUGACAACGGUGAAAACAGCAACAACUGUGACUGGAACUGUGACAAGAGCGACAACAGUGACAAUGGUGACGACAGUGACAACUUUGACAACAGCAAUAAAAGUAGCAACAGCGACAACGGUGACAGCAGCAACAAUAGUGACAACAGUGACAACUGAGACAACAGCAAAAACAGUGAAAACAGCGACAACGGUGAGAAUGGUGUCAACAUCAAGAACAGUGACAACAUCGACAAUGGUGACAACAGUGACAACAGUGACCACAGUGACAACAGUGACCACACGACAACAGUGACAACAGCAAGAACAGUGUCAACAGUGACAACAACGGCACCUGUGACAACAACAAUUGUGACAACAGCUACAACAGUCAGAACGGCGACAACAGUGACAACAGGGACAGCAGUGACAAUGGUGACAACAGCAUUAAAAGUGUUAACAACGACAACGGUUUCAACAACAACAACAGUGACAACAGUAACAACCGUGACAACAGCGACAAUGGUGAGAACAGUGAAAACAGUAACCACAGUGACAAGAGUGACCACAGCGACAAUGGUUACAACAGCAACAAUAGUGAAAACAGUGAUAUCCGUGAUAGCAGCGACAACAGCAACAACAGCGACAACAUUGACAACAGCAACAACGGUGACAACAGUGGCAACGGUGACAACAGUGACAACUGUGACAACAGUGACAACGGCGACAACAGAUACAACAGUGACGACCGUGACAACCGAGGCAACAGUGAGAACAGCGACAACAGUGACAACGGUGUCAACAGGCACGCAGUGACAACUGCAACAACAGUGUCAACAGUGACAACAACGACAACUUGACAACAGCAACAACUGUGACAACAGCGACAACAGUGACAAGGGCGAACACAGUGACAACAGUGACAACAGCAAUAAAAGUGUUAACAACGGCAACGGUUACAACAGCAACAAUAGUGACAAUACUGACAACUGUGACAACAGCGACCUCGGUAAAAACAGCGACAACGGUGACAACAGUGACAACAGUGACCACAGUGACAACUGCGACAACAGUGUCAACAGUGAUAACAGCGACAACGGUUACAACAGCAACAACUGUGACAACUGUGACAAGAGCGACAACUGUAAAAACAGUGACAACAGCGACAACAGUUACAACAGCGACAACCGUGACAACUGCGACGACAGUGUCAACAGUGACAACAACGAAAACUUUGACCACAGCAACAACUGUGACAACAACGACAACGGCGACAAUGAAAACAACGGUAACAACAGUGACAAAAGUGACAACAGCGACAAC
Messenger RNA from Porites evermanni, 2197 nucleotides. The record is from the annotation of a GenBank genome assembly. NCBI's taxonomy places the organism in Eukaryota, Metazoa, Cnidaria, Anthozoa, Scleractinia, Poritidae.